Molecule: messenger RNA, 9138 nt
Organism: Neoarius graeffei (lesser salmon catfish)
Lineage: Eukaryota; Metazoa; Chordata; Actinopteri; Siluriformes; Ariidae
Gene: cep192
Product: centrosomal protein 192
Exons: 47
Coding region: 347-8620 (2757 amino acids)
Biological process (GO): mitotic spindle assembly; centriole replication; centrosome-templated microtubule nucleation
Cellular component (GO): centriole; cytoplasm; pericentriolar material
Molecular function (GO): protein kinase binding
Source: RefSeq, a predicted model, not a curated record
GAGAAAUUUAGAGGCGGGUUGUUUCGGCUACAGCUUAACUUUGUGUUUUUUGUAGCUUGUGGUACAGCGGUGUCAGACAGUUAUAAAAUACGCGUCUGAAAGGCAGAACUAGUGAACGGUUAAAGAUUUCAGCGAUAAACCGUGUUUUAGUGCAGUUCUUUGGAUAUCGCCCUGAGUUUGCGUCGGUCCGCUGUAGUGGAGCCGGAGACUGAGCCUCAUUUGCGGACAUUUUCCUGAGGCGGUUAGCUGCUGCUGCUCGUUGCCAGUGGGAAGCUCAUGGGGAGGAUAGUUAGAGCAACACGCCCAUGCCCCAUGUGAUGAGCCAUUGUGUUGCUGAGUCACAGACAUGGACAGCUUCCGAAACCUAGAGGAUGAGACAUUUCCCAGCUUCCUGUCUAACACGUCUUUAGGCAGCAGUGUCCGAGACACACUGGGUGAUGUUACGCUGGGCUCCACUCUCGGGGUCCCCAUGGCUGCUUCUACUGUGGUUAAAAGUAGAGCUACAGCAGACAACAGGUUAACAGAUGUCCAAGCAUCCUACUUGGAGCCUGGAGCACUUUCUCUAGCAGGUUCACAAGGCUCAAAUUGUGGGAGGGAAAAGUUUGCUCUUAGUUUCAAAGAUGAUUUGGACAAGACGGAUGACUUCAUAGCAGCUAAUAAUUUUUUGGAUCUGUUAGUGAAGGUUAAAUUGGAUGAGUCAGAAUGCGCGUCUACAUCUAAAGCCUCAGCUGCAGUGGAUGCGGGAGCUCCCUCUGUGUCUGCCCGGCCUUCUGAUUAUCCUGAUGAUAUUUCCACUGGCCUAUUUACAGUUUCUCGUAUUGGAGGUAAAGAAAGCAUUGCUGGACAGGCUGUGUUAGCUCCAAUACCCAUAGAAGAGGGUCCAGAGAGCGAGGCAGUGGACAGUGAUGGGAUGAGUGGCAGUGUCGCAAGUUUUCUGGCUAAUGAGAAGCUCAUGUCACUUGACAGCAUGAACAGUGAUAUUACAGAUGAUGAUCUUGAUGUAGACAACCUGCAUGAUGAGGAGCUGCAGCUGUACUUCAGCAAGCUCAUUCCUCCACCCAUGCAGAGAGGUCGAGUGGAGGGCCAAGAGAUCCCAGCUGCUGAAUUACCUGACAGCCAAGUUGGUUCAUCUCAAUCCCUUGUUACUGAACCAGAUACAUCGCCGAAAAACCGCUGCGAGUUUCUAAAUGAUUAUGAUAAGGAGGAUUUUUGCAUGCCUGAUGUGCGGCUGGCUGCCACAGGUAUGGACUCGUGUCCUGCUAGUGAUGAAGACACAGAGGAUGAGCUUGAAGCCUUACAGAACCGCAGUAGAGCCCGAUUCUUGUUGCCCAGCACCUCCAGGCAACUGGUUGGCGAAAGCCAUCAGCCUCAUUUUCGGCCAGGCCUGGAAGGGGGAAGCUCAGAUGAUGAGUCUCAGUCAGGUGUUCAAUUUGCAGAUUCCAGGACGGGCAUUGAACAUCGGUGUUCUGCUGAGGGACAAGUGAUUGAUUUGCCAAUAACAGGAGAUGGUGGAGGGGGUGAUGGGAGCAGUGGUAGUGAGGAGGAUGGAAAUGAUGGGGGUGUAUCUACAGUCCCCCAACCCACAAGUGUCCAGACCACAUAUGAUGUGCUACGGGGACUGGGAAUCGUGGGAGGAAGUGGAACAGGCGAGGAUGAACAUCAGCUACUCUCGCAGCUCCCUGGAUUAGGCCGAUUUAUCUCAAAUGUGCAUAGCCAGAUGGGAGACCGUGUGGGCCCAGUUGGGACAGUUGAAACGGAGUCUUCAGUUCAAGGUUCUGGACUGACUGGGAUUCAAUCAGUAAACCAGAGUACGAAUCAGGAUAGGCAAGAGGCUCUGAAUGCCAUGGAUGGUUCACACAAUGGUGCAAUAUCUCUGGAAGAACGUUUUGACUCCAUGUACCUUAGGCCUGGUGGUGUCUGCAACCUACAGGACUACGCUUCAGGUGCUUUUGCCCUUCAAGACACUCGGAAUGCUUUUGACUUGUCUUUUACCAAAAACCCUUUUGGAGAGAGCAAAGUGGGAGUCGACCAAGGGCAUACCAUUGACUCUAGUGAUCCAGGUCUUCGUGGGGGCCCUUGUAGGAACUCGGUCAGUUCUGGUCCACACACGAUCAACAGUGAGGAACAUUUAGGAGAAUCUCUUGAAGUCAAGUACCUCUCUCAGACCUUCCAUCAGAAUGAAGUUGAGCAGAGUAAUAUUGGGAAUAAAGAAUCACGUCCCGAUGAUGCGGAACUGGAGUUGCAACAAGGUGCCAAUGAUACUCAUAGUGUUGUCUACCAGAAUGAAGAUGGGAAAUGGGUGACUGAUCUAGCCUACUACUCCUCUUUUGAAAAGGAGGCAAAUAUGCCUGAUGAGAUUGCAAACCAGUUGCAGUCUGAGGAAUUUGUUGGUGGUGGUCAGGCUAUGGAAAAAAUUAUUGAGGAUCAAGAGGAGUUUGAGAGAGAGCACCAGUUCAUGCAGGAAGAACAGAUGGAAGCAGUCAAUCAAAGUGUGCAUCUUGGUGACACCUCUUGGAAAUUUCCCACUAGUAGCCACAUUCUGAUGAGAGCCUCCCAAGUCUCAACGGAGUUUGAGAAGGAGAACCAAAGUUAUUUGCGUAUUUCCUUGGGGGGAUUUUUGCAGCAGCGAUCUGAGGCUUUGGGCUGUUUAGGGGGCAUUGAAGACAUUAAAAGGCCUUCAUUUGGUUAUAUCAUCAACUCUCCAGAGAAGAGGGAGCCCUUUGCUUUGAUCAGGCCCUCUGAUUUCUCUUCCAGAGGAAGCUCUGUUCACAGUGAAACAGUCCAGCUCAGUGACGUGGAUGAGACCAUGAAUCCAGAGGAUUUGGAGAAGACUGUUGAACCUAUACCAGCUGAGCAGCCACAGAAGGGUCAUGCAAACUCAAAAGAUGUCCAGAUUUCACCGGCGUUACCACUGGAUCAUAAGAAUUCCAGUCAAAGUUCUGAAUCAAACUCUAGUGGAAGUUUGACACUUAGUGUCAGCACAAUUGCAUCAGCUAUUGCAGAUGCCUCAAUCAGCUCAGACCCUGCCCAGCUUGCAGCAAUGAUCAUGGAGUUAUCUAAAAAGAGGCACUCCAAAAGCAGAAGGACUGGGGAGCUUAUUCAGACCCCAGAUCCUGAAAAACUGCUUGAGCAGAAGGACCUUCAGAAAGCCUUAUCCCUUGGUGACCUGAGUGCUCUUGACAUGGAGAAAUACCUGAAGAAGGCAGAAGUGUCUAGCAGUGAUAGUGAUGCUUCCACCUCCCAGUCUUGUCUUGAUGUUCUCAGCUUGGCGGACAGUCUGGCUAACUCUUGCAAGCCUACCCAGAGACAGACUCCUCCUUUACCAAACAUCAGUCAUCAUGCGAAAGAACAUUCAACUUCAAAAGAUGUAGUAAAGAAAAGUCGGGUUUUACCAAUUAACUCCUCCAAACAAUCUACAGAAGUCAUGUCGGAAGUUAACAAGUCCGAUGCAAAAAGAAGUUCUAUUCCACGACCGAAGACCAGCUGCAUUCCAACAGCCACAGCUCACCCAGCCAGGAGAUCAGCAGGUGCAGGACAGUCACUGACCUCCUCAGCACUAAAGCCUAAACCUGUGCAAAGCAAAUCAGAAAGAAGAAAAAGUGACUGCCACAUACCAACACCUGCAGGAAACAGGAGUUGCUCAGAGUCCAGGGUCAAAAUGAACACAGCGCGACCACAGGUUUCUGGAACAUGUCUUGCUUUAAAAAGUAACGACUCGAUAUCGGACUCAUUGGCUGUCUCAAAAACCUUUCAAACUGGUGGCUGUUCAGAGAAACCUACACUAAAGAGCUCACCGCACACACCCCGAAGCAAAAGCCAUAUGAGGCAGAGAGAGACAUCCUGCUCAGAAGAGGCACGAUCACUUAAGAGUCCAAAAGCCACUCAAUCCAUCACAAAAGAGAAACAGACAAUUGUUGGACAGAGUUCAUUUGCAACCACUGAUGCAAAUUUUGCCUCACCUGAGCGCAGUGCCUCUGGUGUUGUGGAGGCUAGCCAAUGCAGCUUUAGACCAUCCACUUCUCCGCUUACUCAUUCAAGCCCGAGCCAGACUUCACUGCCUAGUGGAAAUGGAGACCUGUCUCCUUCCUCUAGUAGAGGCAUGUGUGAAAGAAGUCCGGGGAGUGACCCACGGUCACCUCAAUCCCACUGCUCUAGUCCAUCCAUCAGCAGACUCACCUACCUCUCUCUUAAUGAGAACACUACACUCCCCACACCUAAUCAUCAGAAAAAUAAGUCCAUGUCCCUGAGUACCACAAUCAUCAGAGCAAGUCCCACCCCACCACUGGAACCUGUUGAUGCAAAUAAACCCAUCAAUCAGACCCAUAACGGAGACUUAAGUUCGCGAUCAUCCGGUCAUGCUGAAACUCCUGGCUUAAAUCAACAGACUUCAGAACAUGGCUCGUACAUCCAAAAUGGGUGCAAUAUAAACAAGGACUACAGACCUGAGUGUGGGCCAGUGAAUAGCCAAUCUGAGUCUCAGCCAAAUCAGUGUACACAGGUUGACUCUGGUUAUUCCAGCAAUCUCAACGUUAACAAUCAGCCUGGUGGCCCAAUGGCGCAGAAUAUAAACCAAGUACCUCACAUUCCUGGAGCAGGGAGUGAAGGCUUCCUUGGUUCACAGUUUGGUCCUCCCCCCACCUCUUACAAACCUGAACCAUUGAGGUAUGGGCUGGUCCCAAACUACAACUCCCAGGGUGCUUUAUCAGACUUGGCUUGUGGUGUAUCAGCCCUUCUAACGGGUCGGUCGCUCUUCAGCACUCAGAUUCCACAGCAGUACUUGAGCACUGAAGGGUCAUUGCAGGCUUCAUCCUACCAUAUAGGGCCUCUGGCUGGACCGUAUAGUGUGAUGGCUGGUGCUAAUCCACCGAUUGCACAUUCGCAUGUCCCUGGAUCAACAGGUUUAUCAUCUGUUUACAUGACUGCUGGCCAGCAUCCUCCUCAAUAUGCCCUCAGCAAAGUUUAUGGACAGCCCAGCAUGGGGGCAUGGUCUGCACGAGAUCUGGCUGAUCUGAGAACCCAAGUGGUUGUCCCGGAUGAGCUGAAGUUUCCUGGUGCGUGCUGUGUGGGCAUUGCCUGCCAGACAUCGCUCAGCAUCUUUAAUCCGUCUGAACGCUGGCAGCAGGUGGCCAUAUCUAUAGUAAAUCUGUCCAUCGAUGGAGAGAAGGUGGAUUCACUGCCGUACCAGUGGCUAAUUGUGAAGAAUAAGACUAUCAUUGGACCUAAAAGCACAGAGGAGCAGAAGGUGCUGUUGAUUGCUCCAAAAGCUGGCCUGUACCAGUGUACUCUCAGUGUGUCAUCCUGGCCUGCUUCUGCGGAGAGUGAGACAGUGGCACAGGCUGAGGCCUUUGCCAAGAAAGUGGUGCUCGUUGCAGUAGCCGAGAACCCAGCAAUAGAAGUGGAUGUUGGCAAAACUGACUGUUUGGACUUCGGAGACCUGGCAGGAGGCAGUGUUAAGUCCCUGCCACUUAAACUGGUGAACAGGACUCGAGCAACUGUGCCCGUUCGGCUAGUUAUAAGUGCGAAUGCAUCAGCCUGGCAUUGCUUCAGCUUCUCUAAGAGUCCUGUCACUAUGACAGCAGGUGACACUCUCCAUUCUGGUGGGAAUUUGUCCUCUAUUUCAGUCAUAAACCAUGUGAUGCAUUCCAGCUGUGGAGAUAAUCCAGACAGCUUUAUGGUGUGGGUUCAUUUUAACGCACCCCAGAGAUUCAGUGUAAAAUCAGCUGUGCCAUGUGAUGCAGGUGAAUUAGGCCCACCAGAUGAAUUCAGUGCUCGUGUGGAUAUUGAGGUGGACAGCCCUGGCCCCAGUCGUGUGAUCCAAAGUGUUGCUCUCAGAGCGAGGUCUGGGACAGCCAGAAUCCAUGCUCCCAAGGAUCUGCAGACUGUUUGUCUUCGGUCUCCACUGGGACAGUCAGCCAGCCAGACUUUGCCAUUAAAGAAUGCAGGCAACAUUGAUGUCCAACUUAGACUGAAGAGUAAUGAUGGUGACAACUGCUUCAUGGUGAAGCCUGAAGAGCUACUUCUGCGAACUGGAGAGGAGCAGGGAGUCAUUGUUAGUUUCACUGCCCAGAGCAAUAGAAAAUAUAAAGAGUGUCUGCUGACGAUCCUCGUACUGCCCAGUGGGCCACAGUAUGAGGUUGUCCUGAAAGGAGAGGUAGUCCAAGCGAAUCCUGAAAAUGCGGCAUCUACUCAAGUUUUAGUACCACAUGGCGAAGUGCCACCAAUCCUCUCUAACAAGCAGUUCAUGGCCUGGGGAGGAGUCACUCUAGGCAGAGCUGUGCAGCAGAAGCUAGUACUGAGAAACAAUUCCCCCACUACAUCACAGCAGCUACGAUUACUUAUCAGAGGUCAGGACCAGGACUGCUUUCAGUUGCAGAGCUCUUUUGGCCCUGAUGAACGGUUGACUCGUAGCAGAGAGCUUUUAAUUAAACCCAAAGAGGAUGUGGCAGUUCAUCUUCUUUUUGCUCCCACUCGUGUUGCUUCCAUGCUGGCAAAGCUUGAGAUUAAACAGUCUGCUGUGCGACCCUCUCAACCCGGAGUCAAAUUCACUAUCCCUCUGUCUGGUUAUGGAGGCACAAGUAAUGUGAUUUUGGAGGAAUUAAGGAAGCAUGCUGAUGGUUAUGUGGCCACAAUGAGCGGCAUUCAGACAGGCAGAGUCAGUAAACUCUGUGUGUGUGUUCGAAACACGGGCUCCAGAGCUGCAUUUAUUCGAGCUGUGCCAUACAGUGACCUGGAGAAGCGCACAGUCAUGGACUCUACAGUUAUCAGCCUGUCACCAUCACAGUUUAUACUGAAAGAAAGAACUCAAGAGGUGAUUACAGUGGUGAUGAAGGCAUCGUGUAGGGAGCAGGCUCUCUGCCAGUCACACACUGCUCUCCUCGCCACCAUCUGCCUCUUCUGUGGAGAUGAGGUCUCUCGUCAGCAAUUCAGGAAGUCGGUAACAAUUUUGUUAGACCUUUUUUGUCUUAUCACCCUGAACUGUUUUUCUCUGAUUAGAUGUCUGAAUGUUGUCUCCCUUAGACUACUACGCAUCAAGCCUGAUGUAGGCAAAAAAGCUUUGUAUGAAAACAGCUUACUGAAGAGCAUCUCUUUUGAUGAGCCUUUCCUUGGUGAGGAACUGGUUCAGGAAGCCUAUGACCUCCCCCAGAGGCCAAAUGAAGCUCAUAUUUUCUAUGGGAACAUGAGUAAGGUUAUCCUGUCAUUACUGGGUACAGUGGAAGCCUCCGAUUCAGGGGAGAGUGAACAUAUUGAGUUUGUCAGGGCCUCUCAGCAUCAUGCCACGGACUCAGACAGUGGUCUCGGGACUUCAGAGCGUCACUUCAGUAAUGUUUCCCUGGACGUUCUACCAGUAAGGGGGCCGCCGCUGUGUGCGACAGAACCUGUGCUGAAACGGACUGAAUCUUCUCUGGACAACACCUGGAGUAUACAGCCUGAACAGCUGGUUCUCACUGCACCCACUAUCACUGGUGCAGCUGAUACAAAACAUGUGCGGAUCCUGAACUGUUCAGAUCGUGAACUGAGAUUUGAGCUCUCCUGGCCUGCCCACUGCCUGACCAUCACUCCUCAACAUGGCAUCAUUGAGCCUCAGGGCCACUUGCAAAUCCUGAUCAGCCCAAACCCUUCACUAGCUACCAAAUCUUCUAUGCUUCCAUGGAGUGGUCAGAUAUAUGUCCAGUGUGACAAUCAGCAGAAGUUUAUCAGAGUGCAGAUCCGGCAGGACCUGGCUAUGGACAUCUCUGCUGUUGGCUCACCCUCUGACCGCGCUCUGUGUCCCCUGCCACCCCAGGCAGAGACCCCUAUAGGGACAAGUCUCAAAUCCCAGUGCAGCAGCAGUCCUCAGACUAGUGUGGAAAUUAAGAACCGCACAGUGGUCUUUCCCUCCACAUGCUCUGGAGAGUCCUCGGAAUGUCCUGUAGAGGUGGAGAACCUUGGGGAAGAAGUCAGGUGGUACCUUUCAUCCUUUGCACCUCCAUAUGUCAAGGGUGUAGAUGGAAGUGGAGGUGUUUAUCGGGCCACAUACACAGCAUUCAGAUGUGAGAGAAUGUCUGGGAUGCUCGGGGUCAAAGAAAAGAUGCAGGUGCCAUUUACAUUUCUCCCGCGGGACGGGGGGGACUAUGCUCAGUUUUGGGAUCUUGAAUGUCACCCAGUGACCAAACCGCAGCAAAAGAGCCGCAUCCGGUUCCAGCUCUGUGGCAUGGGCAUAAGAGCAGGUGCAGGGAUGAGCCGUAAGGAAGACGGCACUCUAGUGCGGACAGACAUAAACCUAAAGAGCAGGAAUAGAGUGGAAUCCGAAGGCUCAAAGACAGGUAUGGAGUCCUCCAGGAGAGGAGUGUAUGCCCCUCAGAGUCUCUACACGUUCCCUGCCACACGUGUGGGUGAGGUCAGCACGCUGAAGGUCAACUUUCGCAACAACUCUUGUAAUACACAUGAGCUAAGAUUUUUAAGUCCUUCAGAGCCUUUCUACAUCAAGCAUUCCAAAUAUUCCCUCAGGACACAGCAUUACAUCAACCUGCCUGUGCAGUUCAGACCGACUACUGUAGGCCAGUUCUCCGGCUUGCUGCAUGUUCAGACAGACACAGACGUUAAACUUGCCAUAGAGCUCUCCGGUGAGGCUUUACCUUAACAAGCGCACUCCUUGAUUUAAGUAUUCCAUUUAUUUCCCCUCCACUUGAGGUUAGUGUGGGGCAUAAAGUGGGAUCAAGACUUCAUAAGUGGAUGUGUUUGUGAGGAAAGUCCUCCCCUCAUUGCACAAACUACUGGAACUGGAGGGAUUUCAAAUUCAGGCUAGACAUUCAAUAUAGCAUAAGCUUUGACAUUGCACUAACCCAUAACCCAGUAUGCCUAAGGCAAAGCCAUAAGCAUUAAUUAGGCCACUGGUUUUAUCUAUGCUACAUGAUGCAGUACCAUGCGUUCCCUUGAAGGACAUUGAACAGUACAUUUUAUCUUGUAUUCACCGUGCACACUUGUAAAUUGAAAUGUAUUGUGGCAUUUGUUACUUGUAAUCCAUACAUCACUAAUACAAUCACAAAAUCAUCUGUCUCAAAUUGGGAACUCAAACUUGGAUCUAUUGAACACUUUGUACACCAACCUGUAAAUGUAUUAUUUAUUUUAAAAUUCUAAAUAAAGUGAUUUCAUGUUGUA